Gambusia affinis (western mosquitofish) is the source of this 1620-nucleotide messenger RNA. RefSeq names its product delta(4)-desaturase, sphingolipid 2 (gene degs2). Gene Ontology annotation, molecular function: sphingolipid delta-4 desaturase activity. The coding region runs from base 250 to 1218 and encodes 322 amino acids. NCBI's taxonomy places the organism in Eukaryota, Metazoa, Chordata, Actinopteri, Cyprinodontiformes, Poeciliidae. Gene Ontology annotation, biological process: sphinganine metabolic process; ceramide biosynthetic process. The transcript is spliced from 3 exons. The record is from RefSeq and is a predicted model, not a curated record. Gene Ontology annotation, cellular component: membrane.
AGUUGGUUAAAUGUACAAAAACAAACACAAAACUUUUUAACUAGCAGUAAAAUGUAUUGGCAAUAACAAACAUCAGAAAUAAGCUUCUAUUCACUCGUUAUAAGUGUGCCGCCUCUUACCGUCGCGCCGGCGUCCUAAUGAGGCGGAGCCCUUCGCAACCUGCGCUCGUGGGUGUGCUCCGAUACUGCGAGAGUUUUGAUGACACACUGAACUCAGCAACGCCAGAUUCCUCACACCGGGACCAGAACCAUGGGGAAGACAGGUGGGAGAGCCGACUUUGAGUGGGUCUACACCGACCAGCCGCACACCGCCCGCAGGAAGGAAAUCCUGGCCAAAUAUCCAGAAAUCAAGACCCUGAUGGGUCCGGACCCCCAGCUGAAGUGGGUUGUGUCUGGCUUGGUCCUGACCCAACUCGUCGCCUGCUACCUGGUGCGCGACCUCUCCUGGAAGUGGAUCUUCUUCUGGGCCUACGGCUUCGGCGGGUGCAUCAACCACUCGCUGACUCUGGCCAUUCAUGACAUUUCUCACAAUGUGGCCUUCGGGAACAAGCUUGCAAAGUGGAACCGCUGGUUCGCCAUGUGGGCCAACCUGCCCAUCGGGCUUCCCUACUCCGCCUCCUUCAAGAAGUACCACAUCGACCACCACCGGUACCUGGGCGGCGACCAGCUGGAUGUGGACAUCCCAACAGAGUGGGAGGGAUGGUUCUUCUGCACGCCGGCUAGGAAGGUCCUCUGGCUCUUUCUGCAGCCGUUUUUCUACGCCUUGAGGCCGUUGGUGGUCAACCCUAAACCGGUGGGUCCGAUGGAGAUCCAGAACACAGUGGUUCAGCUCCUAGUAGACGCAAUCAUCUUCUACUUCUGGGGGCUAAAGCCGAUUGUUUACCUCAUUGCUGGAUCCAUUUUGUGCCUGGGGAUCCAUCCGUUCUCUGGACACUUCAUAGCAGAACAUUACAUGUUUCUGAAGGGACACGAGACGUAUUCGUACUACGGGCCGCUGAACUUCCUCACCUUCAAUGUUGGAUACCACAUGGAGCACCAUGACUUCCCCAGCAUACCUGGCAGUAAACUACCUCAGGUGAAAAAGAUCGCAGCGGAGUAUUACGACUCGCUGCCGCAGCACAUUUCCUGGUUCCAGGUGCUGUGGGACUUUGUGUUCGACGAAAACAUCGGCCCUUACGCCAGAGUCAAACGGGAGUACAAGCUAAGCAAACUGGAAUAGAUUUCUAGAGAUAUUUAUACAGAAAACGUAAAUAAAGCUGGUAUACUGCUACUUACACUGCAAAAACACAAAAUCUUACAGAGCAUUUUAGUUUACUUUUAGUGCAAACGUCUUUUCAACAAGAUAUAGGAGCUUGUUUUAAGUUAAUUAUUCCUUAAUAUUGAUGAAUAAGUUCCAGUUUUUUCAAGAAUUAUUGACAUCUUGCUAAAAUGCUACUUGCAUGUUUGUUUUGUAUGACGGCGUAUUAAGGUCGUUGUAGACAAAAAAAAAAAAACAAAAAAAAAAAAAAGAUUAAAUUUCUGCCAAAAAACUCAGAAAUGUUCUAGAAAAAUCUUGGGAACUUCUCAGCUUGAAAAAUCAAAAAUAUGCAACAAAAAUGUCAGAAAUUUUCUAGAAAAAAAC